Messenger RNA from Musa acuminata subsp. malaccensis (wild Malaysian banana), 1743 nucleotides. The record is from RefSeq and is a predicted model, not a curated record. NCBI's taxonomy places the organism in Eukaryota, Viridiplantae, Streptophyta, Magnoliopsida, Zingiberales, Musaceae.
CCCAAUAAUACAGCGUCUUCCCAUCAAAAGCCGGGCUGGGAGAAGCGGGCGUCCGUUGGUUUCUUCCGUCAGAGCGGCGCAUGAGGCGGACCUCCGCGUGCUUUGCUCGCUGCAGCUCCUCCUCCCCCCGUUUAACAGCCCGAGGAGCGGGCUCAGAAGAAGGGAGAGGCGAAGUGAGCAAACGAGGGAAGGGUCCGUACCAUAUCGUUACUUCCUAUCUUCUCCUCCUCCCUUCUCGGUUCGAUAUAGACAAUGGCGGAAGGCGAGGAUAUCCAACCUCUCGUGUGCGACAAUGGGACUGGGAUGGUCAAGGAUUUGCAGGCGAUGAUGCUCCGAGGGCUGUCUUCCCCAGCAUCGUAGGCCGCCCACGCCACACCGGCGUGAUGGUCGGCAUGGGCCAGAAGGAUGCGUACGUCGGCGACGAGGCUCAGUCCAAGCGAGGCAUUCUGACCUUGAAGUAUCCCAUCGAGCACGGCAUCGUCAACAACUGGGACGACAUGGAGAAGAUAUGGCACCACACCUUCUACAACGAGCUCCGAGUGGCCCCCGAAGAGCACCCCAUCCUCCUCACCGAGGCCCCUCUCAACCCCAAAGCCAACCGCGAGAAGAUGACUCAGAUCAUGUUCGAGACCUUCAAUGCCCCUGCCAUGUAUGUAGCCAUUCAGGCCGUCCUCUCCCUGUAUGCCAGCGGGCGCACAACUGGCAUUGUGCUCGACUCCGGCGACGGUGUCAGCCACACGGUCCCGAUCUAUGAAGGUUAUGCUCUCCCACACGCGAUACUGCGUCUGGACUUGGCCGGGCGUGACCUGACCGAUAACCUCAUGAAGAUCCUGACAGAGCGUGGCUACUCUUUCACCACCACCGCGGAGCGCGAGAUCGUGAGAGACAUGAAGGAGAAGCUGUCGUACAUCGCUCUCGACUACGAGAAGGAGCUGGAGACCGCCAAGACCGGCUCGUCGGUGGAGAAGACCUACGAGCUCCCCGACGGGCAGGUGAUCACCAUCGGCGCCGAGCGGUUCCGCUGCCCGGAGGUGCUCUUCCAGCCGUCCAUGAUCGGGAUGGAAGCCGCGGGCAUCCACGAGACGACCUACAACUCCAUCAUGAAGUGCGACGUUGACAUCAGGAAGGAUCUCUACGGCAACAUCGUUCUCAGCGGCGGAUCCACCAUGUUCACCGGCAUCGCCGACAGGAUGAGCAAGGAGAUCACAGCGCUGGCGCCCAGCAGCAUGAAGAUUAAGGUGGUGGCACCCCCCGAGAGGAAGUACAGCGUGUGGAUCGGAGGCUCCAUCUUGGCAUCCCUCAGCACUUUCCAGCAGAUGUGGAUCGCGAAGGCGGAGUACGACGAGUCCGGUCCAUCGAUCGUGCACAGGAAAUGCUUCUAACUCUUCGGAACAGAGGAAGCAAGUUGGACUAAGUUGACAUUUGCUGAUAUGAUGUCUGCCAAGGUCACGUUGUUCCCACCGUAGGGCUGACGGUGAUCUCCGAGGGCCAGCUUGAGGAUGUAGCUUUUUUACUGUGGGUGAUUGCAUUGGAGAAAUUGUUUGAGGCUUUCAUUAGCCAGAAAGAACAUGCUAUCGAACCUGAUCUCUUGUUGACCUCUGUGCUGUGAGGCUGUUCUUCCCAGGACGGCAGAAGCUUCUCGAGUUGAACCCUUUUUCCCAUAUGUUGAGAUGCUGAUCUAAUGUUUAUUUGUUGAACCGAAUCUGUGUUAUGAAAUUAAAUUGAACCAAAUGAUUCUAAUGA